GAGGGCUGCUCCCCCCCACCUCAGUACACACUCCACCGCCAUGGCCAACUGUUGGUCUAUUGGCAUCUUCUUGGUUAUUUUCUUGGGCACAUUUUGCAUCUGGAACUGUAUGACACGUGAUGACCCGCCAGACACGUCCAACUGGUAUGGGUGCAGAGACCAGAAGGGCAACCCGAUUGACUCAUUUGUAAUAUACAAGUUACCUCAUGAUAAACAUGCAGAAUUUGAGCCUCUGCGGAAUGGAACGGCAUACAUGUAUCUCACGCCAGAAACUGCAGCGAGGCUGCAGAGUGGAGGGGUAUCCAGCGUUUUCAGUGAGUAUCGUGAUUCGGCCAGUGGUUGGGUGUUGAGUAAUGUGAACAUUGGUAGCGAGUUCUCCAUGCCAGCACGAACACUCAGUAGACUGUAUACAGAUCAAGAGAUAGUAAAGACUGCUGCAUUCAUAAUGUAUAAUGAUGAAUUUCCGAAUGGCACCAAAUCAUUCACAAAAGGCCACACAAAAGGCGUGGUAGUAAUGACAGCUCAGGGAGGAUUCUGGUUGGUCCAUUCUGUGCCAAAAUAUCCUCCACCCCCAGAGGAUGGAUACACUUAUCCUUCCUCUGCUGUUCGUUAUGGCCAGACCAUGUUGUGUAUUAGUCUUUCUUCUGAUCAAUCUCAUAGUUUGGGGUGGCAGUUGCUCCAGAACAAUCCAUUUAUAUACGCUUCCAACAUGCCGGAGACACUUUCGUCCCAAUUCUUUGUUUUACUGAAAGUGAUGCAGGGAGAACGACCUCAAGUUUCUCCAUGGUAUCGUGUCGCAGCGCUGACCUCUGUUGGUGGCAAAGCUUUCACCUCCUUUGCAAAAUACAAGAAAUAUGAUCAAGAUUUGUAUGCCAGCUUAGUGGCUCCAAUGCUGAAGACCAAUAUUGUUGUCGAGAGCUGGAGAAAUGGACCUCAACCCCUUCCAUCUUCCUGUAACACUACCUACACGGUGGAGAAUGUGGAAAAUGUGUCGGCUCGGGCAGCAUCUACCAGCUUUACUACACAUCACGACCAUAGCAAAUGGGUGGUGGCUUCAGAGCCCGACAAACCUUAUGUUUGCAUUGGUGAUAUUAAUAGAAUGGAAACGCAGUUUGAGCGUGCAGGAGGGACUGUGUGUAUGCAGAGCUUGAGCAUUUGGCACAGAUUCCAUAAUUUGGUUCAAGCUGUUGAAGCCUGUCCAAGGGCAGUGUAAGCAAAGAAGGUAUUGGUUCAGUAAUACAGUAUGCAGUAUUCAUGUUGUAUUUCUUGGGACUGAGGAUGGUUACUGCCAGAGUGUUACCCGAGACCCACCAUUAGAAAUGACCUGACUAUAUUAUACGCCUAAACGGAUACCAAUGGACCAGAAUUCUGUGUAUAAAAAUCCUUUUUAAAAAAUCAUGAAAGUUAUGUCCUGUGUGCCUUUUUAAUGAGUUUUGAGCAUAUCUGCACUUCAUCAUAUUUGCACUUGCUAAAAAAAUUUGCUUUCUACUUUAAUAAAAGAAAAUGUGUUUACGGUUUCCCACCAAAAUAUGAGAAUGUGUUUAUGGUUUCCAACCAACAACUUCCCAAUAUUUGCCAACAUCUCAAUAUUGUAACCAAUCUUGCUUAAUAAAAGUUUAAAAUUUGGGUCUUGGAUGAAGACGGUAUACAAGUGCACAUGGGGAAAACACUCAAGGCUCCUCUAGUUGCUAUAUAUUCUCUUCUGAUGUUAGGAGGUCCCCACAAACACACCCAGAUAUGGUGCCCUCUAAUGUGCAGCAUGUAAUAUAUGUCCUGCCUUAAAUGCAUUGACUAGUGACAUAACCAACUAACUCCAUAUUUUGGGUUUGAACGAAUAAACACUUUUUCCCUUCCAUUACCAUUACAGUUCAUCUUUGCAUUAUUCUCUCUUAUUGUUUAGCUCAAAAUACCCUUAGCUAAAUAUUGCAAAAAUAAGAUUAAUUAAUUAACAAUGAAUGCAGAUAUGUGAGAAUGCUAUUGUGUAUAAUUCUCAAAGCUGCCUGCUUACAACUGGCCGCAGAUUUUAAAACAACUUUUCAAUAAGUAAUUAUAUGAAAGGAAAGAUAAGUCAAUUACAUAUACCUGAUGAAUACUGUUGAAGUGAUGUGUUUACUGUGAAAACUAAAAAAAAAAAAAAGAUAUUGACCAAAACAAUAUUUUGCCUUAUCAGAAGUUUAAGAACCCGGGAAACUCUGCUAAUGUAUUGAUGCUUGUUAGUCCCAGGAAACAAAUUUUGUGAUUUUAUAAUUUCACUAAACAGCAAAUUUUCUAUUAAGUUAACUUUGUAAAAUAAAUUAGUGUAUUAGUGAGAGAACAGAUUGAUUACUGUAAAAAGAUGCACAAGAUCAACUCUUAAAGGCUUGAGAGUAUCUGAGCUUAAGCCAUUGUAUAAAGAUGUAACUAGAAGUCCGGGAAUGCAUAGGUUCAUUUACAAAUAAAAUAUAGUCAGGCAGUGACUAGAUCUGAUAGUUGUAAUCCAUUUUGGUAAAUGAUUCAGAUUUAGCUUGAAUGGUUAAACUGCUAUUCGUAAACAUAUCGACGCAACUUGCCCUCUAACCAUUGUGAUAAUUAUCACAAUAAUUGAUCUCACUUCCUUGAGUGUUAAUCACUGCACAGAAAUGGUUGGGUAUGUUUUUCCUAUCACCUUAUGCCUCUAUUCACCUAGCAGUAAAUAGGUACGUGGAAGUUAGGCAACUUGUGGGGUUAAAUGCUGGGAAGGGUUAGUAGUUCAACUUUGUGGGGAAACUUAGAUACAAGCCUAAUGUAUAUAUAUGUAUACACACUGCCUGUCCCCAACAAAAUGAAUUAUGACUUAUUAUGUUUUAAGGGUUCCUUAAUUAAAGUCUUCAAAUUUUGGAGGUUUGUGAAAUAUUCAGAAAUUAUUAUACAGCAAUUACUCCAGUAAUUGCUGUGUAAAUUGCUGUAUAAUUACUGUGUAAAUUGGAGGUCGUUUCCCGAGGAACAAGGCAUCAAUGAUAUACAUAGGUGUAGAAUAUAAAUAACAUGUCAAGACUACCACCAGACCACAAAGGUAGAAAAUAUUACUCAGGGAUAAUAAAAACAAUAGAUUAAAAGCUGGUCUAUUAAUUAGCAGAAAGCUAAUUUUAGAAUAGUCUUCAAGAAUUCUGUUUAUUCUGUACUAAAUUUAAUUGGUUAGCUGUUUUUUUUUUUUUUUGUUUUUUUUUACAUAGCCUAUUACUGUUGUUGAAAAUUAAUUAUAAAUAUUGUACCUAACUUUUGUGAUAAUCAUUUCAUGUGAUGACUAAACCUGAAGUUUGGAUUUAUAUAAUAUAAUUACCAUAUAUUUCAAAGUUGAUAUACUGCUUAAUUGUUUUUAAUGGUAAUAUGGUGGCAUUUUUUAAAUACUUUCAUACUCUUAAAUUUAUUUUUAUUAUUUUCUUUGUAGUGUAAGGGAAGACAUAAAUAAUAAGAGAAUUAUAUAUAAUGACUUUUUCUGUCAUUAUUUUGUUAAAUAUUUGAAGUUGAUUCAGUCUGGAUUAAAAAGUAGUGUAUAUUAAAAGGGUAAUGCAUAUUACUGAUGCUGAGGACCAACUAGCCAAAUCCAUAAUAUAUGUGUAUAUACUGUACUUGCUUAAGUUAACUAUGGCACUUAACAAGCAUUUGUAUAAAGUUUGUAUAUUGUUGAUUUUAUGGAAAGUAUUAAAAUUACUGCAUUAAAUUUCUUUUGGUUAAGAAUUGUGCCAAGGUUGUAAUAUAGUGAUAGUCAAUGGUGACCCUGCAUUUUGUUACUUACAGUAUAUUGGUUAGUUUCUAAACUAAUUCAAUUUGACUUAAAAUAGUUAUUUAGCACAAUUCAUUGUUAUGGUCACAUCUGCUAACCUGAAGUUAACUAAUAUUUUAACCAAGUUAAAGAUCUGAAACAUUUUAACAGAAUAAUACUAAAUACAGAAUACUAAAAAGAGUGGUAUUAGAGGGCAAUAUAUGGAUCUCGAGCGAUAUUCGAAGAUAUUAUUGUUAACUUCAUUGUAAGCCUUUGUUAGUUUUCCUUGCUCAAAUAAUAUUGUAUAAUGCAGUGGAAACGCCAUUAUCCAGAUCCUCCUUGUUCCGUAUUCUCAGAUUAUCUGGACAUCAAGAGGUAUUGUACCAUUUGGUCCUGAUAAUCAAGGGUUGCCCUGUAGUUCAGGUUCUUAUUGAACAUCAAUUCUGGUAAAAUUUUUACUAUACUCCUUGGUAAAUGAAUUUAAAUGUCUGUGAGUUCAUUUAAUAUUUUUGUUCAGUUCCUUUGUUUGAACUUUAUAGGCCACUGGGUGUAAGUGCCUUAGUGCACACCUAAUGGCUCAGCAUGUGGACUGGCUGCUCAGAGGUUGUGUCAAGAUGUAUCAACAUUUGACAUACUAAAGACAUUUGGUCAAGAUACAGUUAGUAUAUUUUGAUUGCUAACACUUGGCAUUCCAAAAGCCAUUGGAUAACAUGCUGUGUGAUUAGAUCUUUAUUGCUUGGAUUAUCCAUGUAUGAAAAUAUUUUAAAUUACCUGUACUGCACUUUUUUGUCGUGUAAUAUUUGAAGCUACAGUUAUUAAUCCACUUUGGACAGUAACAUAAACUGCCAAUUUUUCCUAAAGGCAAGGCAUAGUGGAGGAGCUUACUGACAGUGAAAUUCAGUAAGUUAAAUGAUAAAAGAUGGCAAGCUGUUUUACAUUACUGGAGAAUACUGCUUUUAUUUCAUAGCUGCUCAAUCAUAUCAUUCAUUUGUAAAUAUAAAAAUCCUAUAAAUAUAGGAUAUAACACUAACAUUUUUAAUACUGAAGAAUUUGUAAUUGGGUGUUUGCAAAGAUACUAGAUAUUUAUUUUAUCAUUUUAGUGAGUAAAUACAGUUACAGAAUCUGAGGUCAACUGCUGUGAAGCUACAUGGUUAAGAGUCACUAAAGUCUUCAUGAAAGUAAUAUGAUCCAGAAUGUAUGAAGUAGUCAAUGUUCAUGAAGUCGGGAGGUAAUUUGAAAAAUCCUGUAGUGUGCAACUGGAUUGCAAAUCUUUUGAAAAUAUGUUUGAAUUGUAUCUGGUUUUUGUAUUUUUUCAGAGCUCUUGCACUGAGCUGCUCUUUUAAAGUAAAAUCCCACUUUAUCCUUGAUCUGUUGAUAUGUCUAGUCAUUCUCCUAUUGUGUGUGUUUCCUAAUGUGUGCUUUUUACGAGCUUGUUGGCUUAUGACCUCAAGUGUCUUUUGCUUGAAGGCAGUGCUGGUGGCUCGUGUACGUGCCUGUGCCUUGUGUUAUAGAUUUUGAAGUCCCUGACUCAUGCUCUUGAGGAAGUAGGCGUUUUUCCUUCUUUUCCAGUCUUGAUAGUAUGAUAAGAUCACUUCUUGUCAACACAUAAUUAACUUGUGGGCACUUAUUGGAACAGAGACCUGUAUUAUACUCUCAGAACUGUAUUGUCCUGCUAGCAAAGUCAUGUCCCACUCAUAGAAUGUCUUAAUUUUCAGAAUGAUUGGAAAUUUUUGUUUUCCCAUUUUCCUACGAGUAAUUGAAUCUUCUAUGACUCGAGAAUUUCUUUAUCAUCAUCUUGUCUGUUUUUCUGCUCUUGUAUUGGCAUCCUGAAUGGUAUCUAAUAACCUUUUAGGAUUCUGACUGAUGGUACUAUGUAGCCUUUCAAGCUUGGUGCUUUUUGAUAAUUAUUUACCUCUAUUUUUCAGUUUCUAAAUUAGCCUUUUGUGAGGAACUCGAGAUCCUCUUCAUAUAUUACUAUAUUACUGUUUUUUUUUCUGCAAUGUACAGUAAAUACACUACCCCCCCUUCAUUUAUUUCUUAAAUAAUUUCAGUAUUUUUUUUAUAUGCAAUGUAUUGAUCUAAAUUUAAAUUUGCAAGCAAGUUGUCUUCUAUGUGUAGAUCUCGGUUUCCUCCAAUUGACUCCUAUGAGCAUCUUGACAACUAGAUGGCCAUACAGUAAAUUAAAAUUAAGACACCAAAUGUGCUAAAAAAAGUGUAAAUUAUCAGUUGCAAACUGGUAUUUGGAUGGCAUAAAAUAGAGAGGGUAUUAUAUGUUAAAAUCAUCGGAGCUUCAAGACUUUAUAUGAUAAAGAUUAUAAGAAAUACAGGACAUUAUGAGCAUAGAUUUUGUCCCAUUACAAUACUGAAGUAUUUGUUAGCGAAUCUGGCCUAUAGCUUGUAGAGUCCUCCUUAUUCUUUUUAUGUACAGUAUUAUAACAAUGUUCUGAUUACCUCUUUAAGAGUAUAAAGCUCAAAUUUGUGUGUGUGUGUAUGUUAUCGGGCACGUGAAUGCUAGGGUUUUCUUUGUUUUGUUGACAUUAACAUACAUAUGCAUACUGUUUUUGAAUUUUGAUGAUGCAACCACAAUCUACAGACUUGUCCUCCAGUCAUACUUGGAGAUUUCCCAAAAAUAGAUUACCAGUUAAUCACCCCCUUUAUCCUGUGAUAUAUUAGUAUUAAUUCCCACCGAGUAUACUUUUUCCAAUUAUACCAUUCCUUUUCUCAAUCUUCUGUGAAUCUGACAUUGCUCGACUUAUGUUUUUCCACUCGUAUUGGCAUCAUGAAUGAUCUCUCAGACCUCUUGGAUAUUCUGUGCCACAUACAGUGGUAUAUUAUCAUCCUGGUUGUGUUCUUUUUAUAAUAUUUUCUACCAUUUAAUGCACACAUGUAAUAUACAGUAUUAAUGUACAAGUUUUUAAUAUUCUUUUAGGGUUUGUGUACAAUAAUAUAAUUAAACAUUUCUUGAAAAUUAAGUUGAUUCAAGUUAUAAUAACUUGGGUAGAUUUUGUGAUCAGUGUACCAUAUUAGAAAUAAUAGUAAGAAUAGGUCCAAUUUAUCGAACAAUUUCUGUUCAAGGUAUGCCGUGUGUGUGUAUAUGAACAUGAUCACUGUAAAUACAUUUUUUAUGUAUCAUGAAUUCUUCUCAAUGACCAAUAUGAAUUUUUUGUGCCAAAGAGUAGUUUGUAAAAAUUGUGAAUACAGCAUUUCAUAGAUUAAAUUAUAGUCCUAGUUACAAGUAAAAUGUAUAAAAUUGCCGCAUUUAUUGUUUGUUUCUUAUACAUUUUGCUGAUAAAAUUAUUUAUUUUCUAAAUAUGUAAACUCUAAAUACUGUGUAAAAUUGGUUAUAAUUAUGGGCUUUUUGCCAUGCAUGUAUCCAGCUGAUAUUUUAUUUACCAUAUACUGUACUCAUUUGAUAUUUCCAAGUAUAAAGUUGAUACAUGUGGGGGAAGAGUUAUAUGUUGGCGAGUUGAAGCAUAAUUGAGGUGUGGUUCACUGGACUUGUUCUUAAUCCGUAUUUUUAUUCAAAAUUACAACAUGGAGUACAUACCUGGAAUGCUUUUAAAAGUAUUGGUAUUUUAUAUUGUACAGUACUGUAUAAGGAAUUUUGUAUUAAAAUUGAGUUACAUUAGAGAAUAAGUCCUUGUUACCAAUCCAUAAAUAAAGGAAUCAACACAGUUACAAGUAUUAGCUUUAUAUGGGAUGACAGCAUCUAGUAUUAUAUAGUGUAGGUGCAGUAUUUGUUAAUGAUGUAACUUAUGAAUGUGUAUUUAUUGUGUUGUGUUCUUGGGGAUUUAUUAUGUAAUGUGAUUGAGUACUGUGUAUUUCUAAACCAGGUACUGUGCCAGUUACAGCAGGCACAUGCAUUUAUUACUUCUCUACUGUCUUCAUAGCUGUAUUCUUAUAAUGUGAACAAUAAACUUGUUAAAAAUA
This is a messenger RNA of Procambarus clarkii (red swamp crayfish), 7651 nucleotides long. It is a transcript of the gene DNaseII, whose product is annotated as deoxyribonuclease II. Gene Ontology annotation, molecular function: deoxyribonuclease II activity. Gene Ontology annotation, biological process: apoptotic DNA fragmentation. The record is from RefSeq and is a predicted model, not a curated record. Lineage: Eukaryota; Metazoa; Arthropoda; Malacostraca; Decapoda; Cambaridae.